This is a messenger RNA of Homarus americanus (American lobster), 5167 nucleotides long. RefSeq names its product dnaJ homolog subfamily B member 9-like. Bases 2169 to 3122 code for a protein of 317 amino acids. Gene Ontology annotation, cellular component: endoplasmic reticulum; nucleus. Gene Ontology annotation, molecular function: misfolded protein binding; protein-folding chaperone binding; protein-N-terminal asparagine amidohydrolase activity. The transcript is spliced from 2 exons. Lineage: Eukaryota; Metazoa; Arthropoda; Malacostraca; Decapoda; Nephropidae. The record is from RefSeq and is a predicted model, not a curated record.
ACUUUCAUUAUUAUGCAUUGAAUCUUAGCCUCAGGGCCGGAUUCAGGAGUGGGCAGCUGCCCAGGGAUAAUAACGAAUUUUAACCCUAUUAAUUUUUGUCAAUUCACUAAAUCGUCGACGGCAACGAAUUAUUUCUUACUACAAACACCAAUAUAAACUACACUAAUACCAAGACAUCAUAAUAUAUAAAAUGGCGGUGUUUAUCUUUGCAAUUACCUUUCCAUAAAACAUCUUCACCUAAAUUUCCAUUUGAUGACUGAAUAAAACUCACUAACUACUUGUUGGGUUGACAAACUACCAUGGCAGUGGUUAACCAACUCUCCAACAUCAUAUGUAACUUAAUUAUGAAAAUAAAAAUACCAAUAAUUUACUCACCACACAGAAGAGUAGCGACAUAAGCUUGUGUUUAAAUAACUUAAUAUAAAAAUACUAAAAAUUUAAUCACCACAUAACAGCCAGUUACAACAUGUCCUUCUCUCACGGCUCACUCGGGCAAACGGCCUGCUUUUGAUGUCACAAUGGUGUGUUAUACCAAGGAAGGAAUAUAGAGAGAAACUUGUACUACACUGAAUUAACGUUCAGCCCCUGACUGCUGCGCCAUGUCUUGAUAAAUUUUACCAUAAAUAUAUAAGGUCAUUAUAGAAAAUGUGUUGCUGUCUUUCGCGUAGACUCCUGUCAUAAGCUAUAUACAUUUUUAUUGUUAGCAGCCAUUGCAUAAAUAUAAAUGAUUAUCUGCUUAUACAUUUAUAUAUUUAUUUAUUCACGAACAAUUAUGGUCCUUAAAUAAGGGACUUUGGUGGGAGAUAAAUAUAAGUUAAGAACACAUCAGAAGCAGUCGGGCAGGUAGACCUAGUGUAAUCUUUAUGAUAUCCACAAAAAGUAGAAAGCAGUAAUAAAAAGACUAAGUAUCAGCUUUCAGUCUUGGAAAUAUAUAUAAUUCAGGGUGGAUAAGGCCGAAAUACGUUACAUGUUCUGAUAAGAAUCACACACACACUAUAUAAUUUCUAUAAAUUUAAGACAGCAUACAGCUUGCUAACACUUCCUACACGAUUGGGGAGAUAAACUUUAAACUUUGUGAUAGUUGACAACUACAAUCAAGCUGGGUGGAAAAGUUAAGUGAAACCAGAGGAAAACAAUAGAAAUGCAUAUUCUAUUUGGUUUGUGUUGUAAAUGAAGGGAGAUAUUGUAUAUCCAUCCCAUUUAGAUUGUUGCGAAAGAAAUACCCCCACGGAAAUAAGUUCCAUUUUAUCCAAUAUCCCCCCAAAGUAGUUAAAAUCACAUUUCAUUGGGAUUUUAAGUGCAUGUGGUGCAAAGAUAAGUAAGCAGAUAAGGGUAAAAAAACAAAAAAACAAUGCGGUUCCAGCAUUUGUGUGAUGUGAUUUGAUUGACUUUGCCUUUAAAUUAAUACGUCAUCACACUCAUAAACUAUUAACUAAGGUGUGCUUGGUAUAGUAUUAAACAAGUGUGUUAUAUUGAGUUAGUUUAGUAAUGAUGUGUUAAAUAGAUCAAUUCGUACAGCGCGCCUCAUGACGUCACUUGUAGCCAACCAAUCACAGGCAUGAUAGUGUCCUACAGCCAAGGGGUGUGCUCAUCAGCCACAAUAUUUUUAUUUUUAUUAAUUUAUUUUUAUUAAGUUCAGUUCAAUAUUAAAAAAUAACCUUUCAUUUAUAGACAAAUAAGGAUAGUGAUACGUAAGGUUUAUAUACUGACAUAUUUUUUACUUUAUUUUUAUUUAUAUAUGAAGAUAAAAUGAAUGUUAGUUGAUUUAGGAGCAAUAAUAGAAGGGAUUAUAGAUAACGCUGAGUGAAUGUUUUGAAACUCCGGUUACGGAAGACAUCUUUGAAUCCUGUUGAGCCUUGUGUCACUCACUGGCACUCUGGCAGACCAUCAACAGCGAGGCACACGUUGUCUUCGUAGUAUCUUUUGUGACGAACACUGUACGUGGACAAUCAAGUGUUACCAGGAAUAGAGGUAGCCACGACAGACAUUAGAAGCAGCCAGGAGAAACAUCAACAGUGGGGUCGACGCCAUUAGUUCACUAGAACAAGGACUUGUCAACACCACACCUAUAAUAAGACUGGCGGACUGGCGGAAGACUUGCACUAGGAAAGAUAGUCACCGAAGAGGAUAGAUGGCAUAGUGGUUAAAUUUGUUAAACAUAGGCAGAUAUGGUUAUAGUAAUUGAAGGUACCCCAUUGCUUAAGUGUCCAAAAUCUACCGAUGAGUUCUAUAACCGUUAUCCGAGUCUCGUUGAGAGAGGACUAAGCUUUGUUCAUGAAAAUGCAAGACAAGUACAACCGGAAUUUACCUUGUAUGUUGCACAGGGAGAGUUUGGUGUUGUACCUGGUAAAGAUUCAAAGGUGAAGAUUAUAGGUUCUGAUGAUGCCACUACUUGCCAUAUUGUUAUUCUAAGACACCCAUCUGGAACUGUUGGUGUAGCUCAUUUUGAUGGUAGUAAAAAUGAAGAAGCUGCAAUUAGUGCCAUGGUGGAGAAGAUCACGAACAUUGAGAGGGGAGCAGAAGGUCUUCAGUUAUGUGUUGUAGGAGGAUACACACCAGAAAUUGGUAGCCAUGAAGCCUCAAGAAAUGAGGCUGAACACCUUUCACUUAAGAUUUUAGGCAUGUUUUCACGUCAUAGUUGUUCUUUCCAUCUCUCCUUGUGGUGUACCUGUCGACUAAAUACAGUGCAAGGGAGUAGUGGACCACAGCCUAUUAUAUAUGGUGUGGGUGUUGACAUACUUACUGGCUCCAUAUUCCCUGCAUGCUUUAAAUCACACGACCCUAACAUACCCCUUAGAUCAGCUUCUCGCUGGAUAUCUGGAGACAAGAAGUUGUAUGAUAUAUAUGACUAUCAUUCUGGAACAAUAACUAUUGAUCCCUUUUAUUAUUCUGGUAUGGAUUGCUUUAGUUUUUACAAGCAACUUUCAGAUGAUUUGUUAUUAAGAAAUUUUUCAACAUCUCCGAAAGUUGAGCCACCUCGGUUUUGUCAAGAUCUUAGAAAAGUGUUUCAGGUUUUUGUAGAUCACCCAAACCCAGAGGCAACUCUCUUUCUUGGUAAAAAGUCCAAGAAAUAUGUCAUGAACUCUAAUGGACUGUGGGAACUUAUGCAGGAGCAAUUAUAAGGCAAUAAAAACCUGGAAGACAGGAAUAUUAGAUUUAGCAUCCUCUUUUGAAAGGUAAUUGAGUGGGGUAUGAGUGUCAUCCUUUACUCAGAGUGGUACGUAUUUAUACAAAGGAGAUUUGUAACGAAUUAUUAGGUUUGUAUGUGAAGAUAAGCUCAAACAUGGUUAAGAUUUAUAAAAAGAUUUUAAUUAAUUUUCUGUGAUCUCAGUUAUACCAUUAGUUGUACAGUAAUCAGUUACAGUAUGUCUUAUGUUAAGUUCUUCAGAUACGGGGAUUUGGUGUAAUAAAAUCACUAAAGGUAGCUAUCUGCUGGAGAGAUUUCUUGAUUAAGAGCUGUUCUUCAAAUUAUAUUGGGAGAAACAUUCAUGUGUUAGUCUUCUAGUAAGUGACCAAUGUUAGAAAUUGCUGCAAGGUUCUGGCUUUUUUGUCUAUGUUCUUACAUAUUGAUGUUUUUUUUUUUUUAGCUGAAGUAUGUGUGAGAAUUUGAGAUAGUGAAUUUUUUGAGUGAAUAAAAGAAUACAGGUGAGAAAGUGAACGUGUGUGUGUUUCUUCGAGAGAGGAAAAGAAUGUUGCUUGUGUUUUUGUUUUUAGGCCUCAUAUUGAUUGAGGAUACAAAAUUCCACAAUUUAUUACCACUAAGUGACAUUAGUUAUAUUUAAUCUGACAGAGAUCAUAUUGUUUAGAAUUAUUUUAAAGAAUACUGUAUUGGAAAGCUUUUUUAGCAUCAACUUUUAGGGAGAGGCUAUGCCAAAGUGCUCUUGUCCAGUAAUUCCUCUGUCUUGUCACUCAGGUUCUCAUUGUUCAUAGAAAACAAAAUCUCGUGUGCUUUAUAGUAACUGAACUGCUCGUAAUAAUUAAAUUGAACUUUAAAUUUUUUUAUUGGUCCGUAUACUGUAGAUGAUAAGUGACAGUCAAGAACCAGGUCGAUGCAUGAAUUAUUAAGGUUACAUUGGUUGAACCCCCCCCCCUUUGUUUUCUUCCUUACUUCAAAAUUUGUAACCUUUCAAGAUAAUUUUUGUAUCUCCAUCCACAUGCGUUAUCAUUUGAGGUUUCAUGCACUAGAACCUUGUCUGUAUAUGAAAAGUAAAGGUCACAGAAGUGUAAUGGUUAAAUUGACUAACAGGAUGAGUUACAUAUCCAGAUAUUGUUGGCACAUUUCUAGUUUUUCUCUGGUUUAGUUUUCCUUGUGAAUAUAUUUUUUGCAGAGAUGCUGUAAACACGACAAACUGUCCAUAAUGCCACCAUCAUGUCUUCUUUCAUCUGAGGACUUAAUGUGGCAGAAUAAUCUGGUGGGAUGAACCAGUAUUGCUUUAUUAAUUCAGGGUAUAGUCUUUGAAAAUUAAUUAGCAUUAUAAUAUUUUUCUUGAUUUAAAAAUAGCUCUCCAGUAGAUAGCUGCUUAAAGGUUUGUUAACUGUUGAUAGUUUGGUAGGUGAAGAGCUGAUUGUGAAUUUUGACAUGUUAACCACCUCUUUACAGCAAAUUGAAACCAGUACAGUGCUGCACAUGUAAACCACAGCUUAGUGUUAGUUCCCUGGUUUUGUUUUGUGGUAAAGGGGUUUUGAAUUACAGUACUGUAGUGAUAUUUGAAAUCCUAUAUCGGCACUCAUUUUUAGUGUUGGAAAUAAUUUCGCUACUGUGAUUGUAUACAUUUGAAAAGAGAUGUAAAUCGGCUAAACUUUGUAAGUUGUUAGAUUCCAAUGGUCAGAAAUACUUAUCGAAUUUAUUAUGAUUUCACCUGUUUAUGGAAUUGUCCGUCUUCUUUACAUUGUACUAUCCAGACUCGGGUGCACGAGAACACUGUGAAUGUCUGUCUCAUUAGGAAAAGGUUUUGCAACGUAUUUAUAUUUGUGAGAUCCUAUGUUUAAGAGGGAACUUGAGAUAGAAAUUUAUAAUAUUUGCUUGCAAUAGAAUUAGAGGAGCAUUUUUUAAUAACUUUAAAGCAGUAUUAUGAUUCAGUGGGUGUAGGUGAUAAGUUGUGAUGUUAACCAAAUAUUUUCAGUUUGUGUUGGCAGCAAACUUCCAAAUAAAUGAUUUUGUAAUUCA